This is a messenger RNA of Eublepharis macularius, 2598 nucleotides long. Its product is annotated as vomeronasal type-2 receptor 26-like. Gene Ontology annotation, cellular component: membrane. The transcript is spliced from 6 exons. The record is from RefSeq and is a predicted model, not a curated record. Gene Ontology annotation, molecular function: G protein-coupled receptor activity. The coding region runs from base 1 to 2598 and encodes 865 amino acids. Gene Ontology annotation, biological process: G protein-coupled receptor signaling pathway. Lineage: Eukaryota; Metazoa; Chordata; Lepidosauria; Squamata; Eublepharidae.
AUGACGUGGCUGCUUCUGUUGCCUGUUAUCCCAUGCAAAAUAGAAAAUAGGAAAAGCCCUGAGGAAGAACUCUUUCCUGCCCAACAUGAGUGGUACCAAUCAGGAGAACUCCUCAUUGGUGGAAUUGCUUCUCAGAUUGUUUAUACUCUUCACACAUUUUAUUUUAAGAAACCUCCUUCUCUGGACUUGUUUAAUGAUGGAGUUAUGAUGAUAAAGUACUACCAGCACAACCUCGCAUUGGCAUUUGCCAUGAAUGAGAUCAAUAAGAAUCUCCAGAUCUUGCCAAACAUCACUCUUGGGUUCCACAUCUAUGACAGCUACUUUGAUAUGAAAAUGACCUACCAUACUACUCUGGGCCUGCUCUUCAAAUCACAGAGGUUUGUCCCCAAUUACAAAUGUGACAGACAGAAUAACCUCAUAGCCAUCAUUGGGGGACUUGAUUCUGAGACUUCGUUCCAUAUAGCAGAAAUCUUAGGACACUACAAAAUUCCACAGAUCACAUAUGGCUCAUUUGUCUCAAAGGAGAGGGAUGCAACAGAGAUUCCCUUCUACCGCACAGUCCCAAAUGAAGCCCAGCAGUAUAUGGGAAUUGUCCAGUUGUUGCUCCAUUUUAGGUGGACGUGGGUUGGCCUCCUGGCUGCAGAUGAUGAUGGUGGAGAGAAUUUCUUGAAGUCUUUGGAGCCAUUGCUUUCCCAAAAUAAAAUCUGUUUAGCUUUCACUGAAAGAAUCCCAAACCAAGCACAAUGGGAUACCAUAGAAGAUAUUAAAAACUUGAUCAAAAUUAUACAUAAAUUCUUUGAAGACAGAAAAGUCAAUACUUUUAUUCUCUAUGGAGGAUCUCUUACCAUGAUAUCAUUGAAUAAUAUGAUAUUUCUAGGAUAUGCUGGAUACGAGGGAAAUAUAUCUUUAAGCAAGGUGUGGAUUUUGACUGCCCAAGUGGAUUUCAUGUUAUCUGGAGCUCAAAGGAAUUGGAAUUUGGACUUGUUCCAUGGUGCCAUAGCAUUCACCAUUCACUCAAAUCAGCUCCAGCAGUUCAAGAAAUAUCUUUCUAGUAUAAAACCUUACCAGAUAAAACAAAAUAACUUUCUCAAGGAAUUCUGGGAGCAAGCAUUUGAUUGUUCAUUUACAAAUCUCUAUGGGUCAUUGGAAAUUGAUGGCAUGUGCACUGGAGAGGAGAGACUGGAGAGUCUUCCUGGGGCUGUUUUUGAAAUGCACAUGACUGGUCACAGCUACAGUGUCUAUAAUGCUGUCUAUGCCAUAGUGUAUGCUUUGAAAGCGAUGGCCCUGUCAAAUGAAAUGGGUCGAAAAAAUGUUCAACUCCAACAUCUCCACCCUUGGCAGCUGCACCCUUUUAUUCAAAGCAGUUCUUUCAACAAUUCUGCUGGAGAAACAGUGUCUUUUAAUGAUAAGAAGGAAAUAGAAGAUGGAUUUGACAUCAUGAACAUGGUCACAUUCCCCAAUAGGUCCUUUCUUAGAGUCAAAGUCGGCAGAGUUGAUUCCUCUGCUCCUAAAGAGAAACGGUUCAUUAUUCAUGAUGAUAUGAUAGUGUGGAAAACAACAUUUAACCAGGGGCCUCCCCUUUCCGUGUGCAAUGAUUACUGUCACCCUGGAUCUCAGAAGAAAAAGAAGGAAGGGGAACAAUUUUGCUGUUAUAAUUGUGCUCCUUGCCCAGAGGGGAAGAUAUCAAGCCAGAAGGACGCUCUCGACUGUGUAAAAUGCCAAGAAAACCAAUAUCCAAGAAAAGACCAAACAGGAUGCAUCCAAAAAGUUACAACCUUCUUGUCAUUUGAAGAACCUUUAGGCAUCAGUUUAGCCAUAUUAGCUGCAUCUUUUUCCAUUAUCACAGGUUUAGUACUAAGAAUUUUCAUUAAGUGCAGAGAUACACCCAUCGUCAAAGCCAACAACCGACAUAUCACCUACACUCUCCUGGUCUCUCUCCUGCUCUGCUUCCUCUGUCCUUUGCUAUUCCUUGGAGAACCCAUCAAGGUGACCUGCUUCAUCCGCCAAGUUGCUUUUGGCAUCAUCUUCACAGUGGCUAUUUCUUGUGUGUUGGCCAAAACCAUCACUGUGGUUGUCGCUUUCAUGGCCACCAAACCAGGGUCCAGUAUGAGGAAGUGGGUGGGAACAAAGCUGGCCAACUCAAUUCUUCUUUCUUGUUUUCUCGUUCAAGCAGCCAUUUGCAUGCUGUGGCUAGGAACUUCUCCCCCUUUCCCUGAUUUAGACAUGCAGUCUCUGAAUACAGAGAUAGUAGCAGAAUGUAAUGAAGGGUCAGCCGUCAUGUUUUACAUUGUUCUGGGCUACUUGGGACUUCUGUCCGUCAUCAGCUUGACUGUGGCUUUCCUAGCCAGGAAGCUGCCAGACAGUUUCAACGAAGCCAAGUUUAUCACCUUCAGCAUGCUGAUCUUUUGCAGUGUUUGGCUGUCUUUUGUUCCAAGCUACGUCAGCACCAAAGGGAAGUACAUGGUAGCUGUGGAGAUCUUCUCUAUCUUGGCCUCCAGUGCAGGGUUGCUGGCUUGUAUCUUUUCCCCCAAAUGUUACAUUAUAUUGCUGAGGCCUGACCUGAACAGUAGAGACCAUCUAAUUAGGAGAAAGAAUUAA